Molecule: messenger RNA, 2016 nt
Organism: Mugil cephalus (flathead mullet)
Lineage: Eukaryota; Metazoa; Chordata; Actinopteri; Mugiliformes; Mugilidae
Gene: commd2
Product: COMM domain containing 2
Exons: 6
Coding region: 62-670 (202 amino acids)
Source: RefSeq, a predicted model, not a curated record
UUCAAAACACCAAUGAAGAAAUAAAGCUUUUCCGGUUGGAUGUGUGUGUUGGCUGGUAGAGAUGUUGUUAGUUUUGUCUGAAGAGCAUAAAGAACAUCUCGCCUUCCUGCCGAAGGUUGACGCCACAGUGGUUGGAGAACUUGGUCGCAUAGCGCUGCAGUUCUUAAAGAGAGGAACUACAUCCAAGAUCUAUGACGGAGCAGCCAGGAAGCUGAAUGUUCCUGUGGAAAUGGUACAGCAUGGAGUUGAAGGACUUAUGUUCCUGAUGACAGAGAGCUCCAAACACAUGAUCUCUGAAGUGGAUUUCAUGGACUCAGUGUUGGUUUUGGGGUUUGGUGAAGAUCUUAACCAGAUCCUCUUACAGCUCUACCUGCAGCAUCACAAUCAGAUACGCAGCAUUCUGAGACAGCUGCCCUCCAAUCUGCCUGCCUACCACAAACUGGAAUGGAGACUGGAUGUACAGUUGUCAAGUCGUUCAUUCCGCCAAGAGGUCUUUCCCAUGCUGACCAUGAGUCUGCUCUUUAAAAGAAGCUGUGACAACUGCAGUGACUUCAGCAGGAUUCUCCAGACAGAUCCCAGUACCCUGCUGUACCUUAUCUCCACAUUAGAAGUUGCUCUGGCUUCCAUGAAAACCAGUCAUGCUCGCCGUAUUUUACGCAAUAUCAAAUAAUCUUCCUAGAUCAUUGUCUGUGUGCCUCUUGUCUUUAUUGGACCAGCUUAAUUACUCAAAAUAGUCAACACAAGUGCUCACUAAAAAAAAUCUUGAUGAGAAUUUUGAUGAGAGAUGGUUGAUGUAUGAUGUAAUAGAAAUAAAAUGCAAAGUCAAAGUUGCAGGUAGUCACUUAUUGUGCAGUAGUUAUGUUUUGAUUCAUGAUUGAACUUUUACAUGCAACAUUACAAGGGGAUGAGACAGAUUUGUCAUUAAGAAAAAACUGCACAGGAAAAAUAAUAAACAAAACAAAAGUAGUUAAGUUCUUCCACACCAGAUUCGCUCAUCUAUGUCUUUGUGGACCUUGCUUGUGCACUGGUGCCCACUAAUUUUGAAACGGGAAGAGACCAUCCCAAAAUGGUUCCCACAAAGACAGUAUGGAAUUGUCCAAAAUCUCUUGGUAUGCUGGAGCAUUCAGAGUUGCUUUUGCUGGAGCUCCUGAAAAAAAAAUCCACACCAUAAUCUUGCCUCCAUCAAAGUUCACACUUGGCCAAACGCAGUCAAACAAGCACCAUUCUCCUGGCAACCACUAAACCCAGACUGGUCUAUCAGAUUGCCAGAUGGAGAAAUGUGAUUCGUCACUACAGAAAAUGCGUCUCCACUGCUCUAGAGUCAGUAGUGGUGUGCUUUGCACCACUGAAUCUAACGCUUUGCACUUGAUGAUGUAUGGCUUGGAUGCAGCUGCUCGGCCAUGGAAACCCAUUCCAUAAAGCUCUCUACGCAUUGUUCUUGAGUUAUUAUGAAGGCCACAUGAAUUUCAGUAGUGACUGACCCUGCAGAAAGUUGGCAACAAUGCGGGUGACCCCCAUUUGUCAUCUUGCACGGACUGCCACUUUUUGCCCAAGCUGCUGUCGUUCCCAGUCACUUCUACUUUGUUGUAACUUACAGUUGGCCUUGGAGUAUUUGGUAGCAAGAUUUGGUAUUUGGUAUAUUGUACAUUCAAAAUUGUGAAUGUACAAAUAAUUGCAUGUAAUUUAACCAAUCAGAAAUAUGUUUCUAAGGGAUGUUAGGGUAACUAUCAAAACCGGUUUUAAGUUUUAAGCCUAAUCUUACAGGCAGUGAGGUGUCUGCCUUCCACACACAAAUUGGGAGCUAAUUACCUCAGAUUGCUUUUGGAAACUCAAGUUAUAUUUUUCCUGUAUUUUUUCUCUUUGUUUUGUUUAUGUUGUCACAUAUAAUGAACAAAUUCAAACACACAACAGCACAGAUCAUGAAAUCCUGUUCAUCACUAAAAAGUAAGAAUCAACCCCUGGACUGUACUCUUGACCUGACUGAAGUGAUCAAUAAAAGUUGCCGAAACCUCCCGA